Messenger RNA from Pecten maximus, 4852 nucleotides. RefSeq lists its product as uncharacterized. The record is from RefSeq and is a predicted model, not a curated record. Bases 351 to 2135 code for a protein of 594 amino acids. NCBI's taxonomy places the organism in Eukaryota, Metazoa, Mollusca, Bivalvia, Pectinida, Pectinidae. The transcript has 2 exons.
CACUUGUCGUCUGCUAACUCAGCAGCCGUACCAAAAUAUCCGCGCGCUUCAUCCCACUGGUUGGUGCUGUAGAGGCAUAGCAGACGAAGUGUGGCUUAGUAGCGGUACACAACAGUCAUACAACGAUGGGAUUUUCGUAUCAUCCACCAUCUUUGUGACCAUAGAAAAAGUUUAUUUAUUGAAAGGACUAAAGGUGGAAAGACAGUUUUUACCACAGGUUUGCGUGAAACUUCCAACCAUGGGAAACAAGUUUUUCAGCGAUGGAGGGAAAUGCCACAUGAACCAACCUAAGGUCAGGCAUUUCACGGCGAAUUUCGGAACACAAGGAAGUUCGGGGUGUUUCUAAAAGAAUGAAGUUUCGUCAACUGAAUCUUAACCCGUUCCUGCGUGGCCGGUCCAAAUCCAAAAAGAAAAACGCGAAGAAGUCGGACCUGCCUAAUCAAUCGCCUAAGAAAUGUGACCCAGCUAAUCAUUUGACCGAACGCCGUAACCCUGACAACAGAAGACACGAAAAUGAAUACGUUUCAGUGAGGGAAUCAGAUAUCGUCGACCUUGACUUUACACAGAGGUCGUCAAACGUCAUUCAUCAGGGAGAGGAAAAUCAACUGGAAUUGAGUAUUGAUAUAAAAUCUCAAUACCGGCUUACGUUGGACGAUUAUUACUAUCCAACUGGUAACGAAGGAGGCGAAUAUCAGGAGGAGCGUUGUCAAUGUGACGUCAGAUCCGGUUUCAUCAGAUGCGACCAUUUUGUGGUUUACGAAGAUGAAAACCAGUACUCCAGUGGUGGCAGUCUUACCGACAAAGCAAGCAUUGAUAUCGAUCCAUAUUCUAACACUAUACGUAAAGUCAGAUCUCGGAUCAAGACAAAUCCAUGGCUCCCAUCACCAAAACUGAGUCCCCUCUCUCUCACGGCUCCUACUGAAGUUCUGAGCUCGUCAGAUGGAGAUUCCGGAAGUGAGGGUAAUCCUGAUGACAAAGUCGACGAUUUAUACUGCGAAAACGAUGAACAUUUUAAGGAAAACGUGGUUGAAGAACAUGAAAAUAUUUUAACCAUCACAACUAAACCGGAGCUCAAAGAUUCACUGCAAAGUCGACUCCAACUGCAGGAUUUGAACUGCCGGUGGUCUAUAAUUUCUGAAGGCGACAUUGACUUAACUUCCCCGACGAUUGAAGCUCUUCGUGAGAGUUUUUCUAACCUGGAACACAAAGUAAGCUUUGAAUACGAAGAUAAUGUUGAUUCUGUAUUAGAGAGUGACGUCACAGCCCCACAAAACCUCACCAGUCUUUCCAUAAACGAUCUCCUUGACGACAGCCUCAUACAAUCCGACGACUCCUCAAGUCUCCAGAGUUCAAUGACAAGUUCAGAAGAUAUUUCUAGCGUGGCAGAAAUGUCGUCAUCCCGCGAAUCUAGUGUUUUGACGGAAUCUGAAAAUGGCGUAACGACCGAGUCGGAAAACGGAGACAAUUUCGAUGAUUUAUCUCCCUUAGACGGAGAACCUUUGUCUAACGAAAAUGCAUUCCAUGUUAAAAUGUGCAAUAUGGACGAUUCGAUUGAUGCGGGAUAUUCCAGUUUGAGCCGGGACAGUCGGGUGAGUUCAGAUUCUGACUCGGAUAGUUAUACGACAGAGAAAAAGCUUCGUAGCAUCCGGUCAAGAACAGACAUCAGCACAUUCUUUAAAGAGGAUAAGGAGGUUGAGGAGGAGGUUGAGGAGGAGGAGAAGGAGAACGAGAAAAGCCUGGACGAGGAAGGUACAGAUACAGAUACUUACGAGAAAUUUGCCGAUGAUCUACGAAAAUGUAACGCCCCUACGAGCAGAACCUUUUCUGAGGUUAGACUUAGUCUAGAAGAAAAGGUGAAACAGCUUCGUCUAGAGAAAAUGAUCGUUGAACAGAAAAUCCGAGAAGCACAGGAAGCGGAGAAAAUCCGACUCCAGGAAAAACUUCGAUUUAAACAGCAAAUGUCUGAACAGCGGAAGGAAGUUCUGUUACAAACACUCAACGGUCUGAAGGACAAACUCGAGAGCCAAUCAGAACGUCUGGAACAGAACUAUUCUGAAGUUCUUCACAUGCAGAAGAAAUAUUCUUCGAAACGUCACCCGUUUCUCUUUGUGGUACCAACUCCAGUAUCCUCGUAAAUUUUGUCUCCGCUAAAUGACCAAUUUGUCAUUGUAUUCGCGGCCUGUGUAAAAUUUGGAUGUAUAAUGUGUGUAGUCCUGCUCUACAGAUUGUAAUGGAUUUUGUGAAAUAUAACUGAAAUACCGUAAUUGGUAAUCCAAUGUAGCAUUACGAAAAACUGCACCAUCUAACCCGUCAUCGAAAUUCGUGUUCCGGCUGUGACGUGUUCAACCUUAUUGAUAUUCGUUAUCUGUUUUGGAUGUUUCUAUAUUCAUUGGAAACUAUGUACUAUUUAACACGUCAUCAUAAUAUGAAAUCCAGUUCCUGCUAUGACAUCACUGGAGAAAGUAUAAUAUCCUAACGCGAAAUUGUAAUUUGUGUUCCUACUAUGACAUCACUGGAAAAUGUGUAAUAUCUAACGCGUCAUCGUGAUUCGUGUUCCUGCUGUGACAUCACCGGAAUAUGUACUGUAUAACACGUUAUCCUAAUUCGUCUCCUGCUGUGACAUCAUCGGAAAAUGUGUACUAUCUAACGCGUCAUCGCAUUCGUGUUCCUGCUAUGACAUCAUCGGAAAAUGUGUACUAUCUAACGCGUCAUCGUGAUUCAUGUUCCUGCUGUGACAUCCUCGGAAAAUGUGAACUAUUUAACGCGUCAUCGCAUUCGUGUUUCGGCUAUGACAUCAUCGGAAAAUGUGUAUUAUCUAACGCGUCAUCGUUAUUAUGUCUCUCCAUGAUCAAUCUAAACGCGUCUUCUGUGUUUUAGAGAAGAACAGUCAUUUAAAGAACUGACGAACCGUGAAAUCCCUUAACACGAUGAUGAAAUUAUUCUUUUCUUUGAUUUGCUAUUUGUUAACAUAUUUAAAAAAAAAUGUUACAUUUACAAUAGUUCCAGUUUUAGGUCAUUUGUUAUCGUGACGUGUGGCCGGAUGUGACGUUUUCCGUAUAGAAAAGAAAUGACAGAUGUGACAAUAAUGGCAGCCAUCUUUGAGUUACAUAUCUACAUGCCAGAAAGAGUUUAAAGACAGACGGCUCACUCUUCAAUGGAGUCUCUGCAAGACAGUAGAAAUUCACACCUUAUAUACACACGAGAGAUUGUCACGUGUCAAAUGACCAUGCCAUUUCGCUUUAAAUGUUGAAGAAUUUAGAUUCAUUUAAACACGCAUGUAUACAUUGACGAACAGGUAAUUGAACACUUUGGAUUUUCUCGACCAUCAGCGUUUGUUUUCGUGUAGUCAUUUUCACGCAGACGCUUGACGGUUUAAGUACUAUAUUUUAGCAUUUUGAUCUAGUGUCUGCUUGAUUGAGACUACAAAACAUAAUUGGGUUCCUCCAAGUUUCCGCCUAAAAUCAACGCGUCUUCUUAUAUCUAUGAUUAAGAAUAGCUUUCCGCAGGUUAAACAGCAUGCUGUUCCUCGAAGCUUUACGCAGACAUGUAUUGUCUUGUGUCGUGUUCAGAGGCGUAAAACCAAUUCAUUUAUUGGAAUCAAUUAAGAUGUAAACCAAUGAAAAAACUCGAGUUAUUUCAUUUGAAAUAUGGCUCGGAAGUUUUCAUUGGCUAAUAUCUAAAUUUGAGGUUUUCAAAUGUUUUAAUUUGAAUACAAAACUCGACAUUUUAAGGUGAAAAAUCUUACUAAAGUGUCGCCGGAGGUUAAGUUACCCUAACCCGACAUACUCAUUUAAGGGUUUAUGCGGAUUGUGGGAUUUCGAUGUGGGUAGAUAUUACCCAUUGUUAAAAGCUGAAUGGUUGAGAUAUCCUUCAAACUUUUGAUGUUGUAGUGUUUGAUUUGCGUUUUAAGUUCGAAACAUCUCAUAACAUACCUCCAAACUCCGCAAUGAACUUGUCCGUCCGAUAAUCUGGACAAGUUCAUUACGAAUAGAGGGGUAGACCGUUGUUUAUUUAUAUUAUGAAGUGCUCUGUUAUUAUAUUUGUAUUGUUUUAAUGUUUUGUUUGCGAAUCAAACGUAGAAGUGAUCAAGACUCCUAUUGUUACCCCGAAAUUCGAAUAUGUUUGGCAAAUAAAAUUACCGGUUAAGAGUCCAAUUGGUUUUCAAAAGUCUUGUUAGCCUGUGAUGUUAAUUUGAUGAAAUUAGCUGUCAAAUGUUCCCUGCAAAACCAGCUGAAAGUGACGCUUUAACUGAAAUUGAUCUCUAAAUACUUCAUAUUUUGCAGUGAUGGUCCAAUAUGAAAAACGAAAUGGAUUCCUUGUGCAAAAUAUGAUGAACCCCCACCAAAGCAAAAAUCUUAAUAUAACAAAUUCAUUGUAUUUACAUUCACACUAGGAUAUCAAUCCAACAAGUGUUCUUCAGUAAAUGGUGUUCUAAAAUGCGCUAUUGUUUGCGAUAUAUAAGGAAAGAAAGAAAAUGAGGGUUCAUUAGAGUUGUCAAUAUGAUUACUUCCACGAUUGAAACUGUUUUGAUUAUUAUUACGAUCGUGUAUCUAUAGUGCUCCUUGUUAAGUUAUUGUGUCAAUAUUAAGUUGGUAUCUAUGGUACUGAGAUACAUCUUGUUUAUGUAAAAAAUCACCUUCGACAAGUUUCUCUCAAAAUACUGAACCUCCCAAAUAAGUUAUUAUGGCAAGAUCUUUUUUGUGUAUUUGACGAUUUUUCUCGAUUUCUUGAAAAAGAACUGUUUGGAAGAAAUGUGAAUGUAAAUAUUUGAUAAUGAAAUUGACAUCCUUUUAGCAUUAUUGUGUUUCCUUAAACUUUCAUCGAAAUAAAAUAGUUUUAUUUGUAAUCUUAA